Messenger RNA from Lathyrus sativus (Indian pea), 528 nucleotides. The record is from the annotation of a GenBank genome assembly. NCBI's taxonomy places the organism in Eukaryota, Viridiplantae, Streptophyta, Magnoliopsida, Fabales, Fabaceae.
AUGAAAACUCUUAUCUUAUUAAUCCUCACACUUUUCAUCAUCCAUACCUUCUCACAUGCAGCACCAAUAUUGAUCACUCAGCUUCAACUUCAAAUGAAUCAUUCUUCCAUGCUUAACCAUACUCAACAACAUAUAAAUGAGACUAGAUUGAUGAGUCGUAGAGGUGGAUAUAGAGACUGCAGCUACUUGAUUACCAUAAAAACAAGCUGUGAUUCUCCAAGAUAUUCAAAAGAUCAUAUUGGUCUUUUAUUUGGAGACGCUAUUGACUCCGAGAUUUAUGUUCCAAGACUAGAUGGACCUGAUUCUGGGCCGUUUAGGAAGUGCAGGACGAUGUCAUUUGACGUAAAAGCACCAGAACCAUGCAUGGGAGGAAUAUGCAAACUGUAUCUGUUUAGGAAUGGAACUGAUGGUUGGAUGCCAGAGACGGUUACGGCAUAUGACUAUCAUUACCCUCCUGUCAUUUUUAACUAUAACUUUUUUCUUUCUGAGGGUCCUGGCGUUGGCCAUAACUACUGUGGUAAAUCGUAG